Molecule: messenger RNA, 1276 nt
Organism: Paramecium primaurelia
Lineage: Eukaryota; Ciliophora; Oligohymenophorea; Peniculida; Parameciidae
Source: the annotation of a GenBank genome assembly
AUGUAUAAUAAAAAAUUAAAGUGGAAAUCUGAUUUCGAAAAAUCUGUUAUUAUUGAGAACUUUUUGAAUAGAGGAUGGAUUAAAUCAUAAGAAAAAGAGGAUGAUUCAACAGAUUGGAAUGUAUAUUGGGCAACUGUAUGGAAUGUAAGAAAUAUUUUUAAUCCAAAAAAUGGAUUUAGAUUAAAUGAUUAAGUAACUACAUCAUAAUUGGUAGUAAAUUAUAAAUCAUUUUCCAAAUCAUUAUGAAUUAACUAGAAAAGAUUAUAUGGUUAAAAAUUUAAAACGAUUUAAAAGAGAAUAAGAUAAAGAAACAUAUGAAUAAUAGGGAUGGAAUUUUGAUUUUUUACCAACUACUUAUAUAUUUCCAGGAGAAUAUUCCCUUUUUGUAGAAGAAUUUCAUAAAUGUCCAAAUUAAACAUGGAUUGUUAAACCUGCAGCACGUAGUUAAGGAUAAGGAAUAUUCUUAUUAAGAAAAAUUCAAUAAUUAAAGAAAAUUUCAGGAACCACUGUUACAAGCAAUAUGACAUAACUUAAUCUUGUAUCUAAAGAAAAUUAUGUUGUUUCUAAAUAUAUUGACAAUCCACUCUUAAUUGGUGGCAAAAAGUUUGAUUUAAGAAUGUAUGUUUUAGUUACAAAUUACAAACCAUUAAAAGUAUGGAUCUAUAAUAAAGGAUUUGGAAGAUUUUGCAAUGAAUAAUAUACUACUGAUGUAGCUGAAAUUGAAAACAUGUUUGUACAUUUGACUAAUGUAGCCAUUUAAUAAUAUAGUGAUAAAUACUCAAAAAAACAUGGUGGUAAAUAUUCUAUUGAUGCACUUAAAUUUUAUGUAGAAUCAGCUUAUGGUACAGAAGCAUUCUAGAAAAUGAUAGAUGAUAUUCAUAAUAUUAUUUUGACAUCCUUAAAAGUACUAUUCAUUUAUAAUUUAAGUCAGUAUAAGCUGUAAUUUAGAAUGAUAAACACUGUUUUGAAAUGUAUGGUUAUGAUAUCUUACUUGAUAAUAAUUUAAAACCUUGGUUAAUUGAAAUUAAUGCCAGUCCCUCUUUGACAACAACCACUCCUGUAGAUAAGAAUUUAAAAUUGAAUUUAAUUAAUGAUGUUUAUAAUAUUGUACUACCAAAUGAUGAUUUUUCAGAUAAUUAAUAGAAAUGUAAAAAAUAUUUAUAUUCAAGAACAAUAAAUUAAUAAAAUAGGUGGUUUUAGUGUUUUAUAUGAUGAAAGUUUAGAUCUGAUGAAUCGUAAAACUCAAAAAAGACAAAGUGUCAAAAUAUGGAAAUGA